Ictalurus punctatus (channel catfish) is the source of this 2410-nucleotide messenger RNA. RefSeq names its product nucleoporin 88 (gene nup88). The transcript has 17 exons. Gene Ontology annotation, molecular function: structural constituent of nuclear pore. Gene Ontology annotation, biological process: mRNA export from nucleus; ribosomal small subunit export from nucleus; protein import into nucleus. Lineage: Eukaryota; Metazoa; Chordata; Actinopteri; Siluriformes; Ictaluridae. The record is from RefSeq and is a predicted model, not a curated record. Gene Ontology annotation, cellular component: nuclear pore. The coding region runs from base 40 to 2205 and encodes 721 amino acids.
GACGUCAUCAUCCUGCGACGAAACACACACACGAAAAUAAUGGCGAUGUUGGUUGGGGACCGCUGGAGGGAUGAGCUCCCUAAUCACGAAAUAUUCUGUAAACUGCAAGAGAGCCGGAAUCUGGAGCCACAGGGGACGAGCAGGAGGAUCGUUAAAAACCUUACGUUUUGCCUGAACGGAGAUUUGUUUGUGUGGGACAAUUUGGAAAGCGUGUUUUAUACAACAAACCUCCGGCAGCUCAACUCCGAGCUUCCUUCACACACGGAGAAAUACCAGACUUUGAUGUGCAUCAACCCACCGCUGUUCGAAGUGUGUCAGGUGCUUCUCAGUCCCACUCAGUAUCAUGUGGCUCUCGUUGGUCAGCGUGGGGCGACAGUGCUGGAGUUACCCCAACGAUGGGGCAAGAAGUCCGAAUUCGAAGGUGGACGCCUCGAGAUCAAUUGCAAGACUAUUCCUGUGGCUGAGCGCUUCUUCACCAGCUUGACCUCUGUGACCUUGCGCCAAGCUGCUUGGUACCCCAGUGAGACGGAGGAGCCCCACCUAGUGCUGCUCACCUCAGACAACACCAUCAGGUUCUACAGUCUUAAAGAGCCUCAGACCCCAGCCCGAGUGCUUCCCGUGUCUCAGUCUGAGGAGGAGACCAGCAUCCACCCAAGAGGGCGCUCGUACGCAGCCUCUCUGGGCGAGAUUGCGGUGGCGUUCGACUUUGGGCCGUUAGUCAGCGCCCCUCGUCACCUCGCCGGUACGCGCCUGAAGGAACACCUGCUGGUUUACCCGUUAUACAUCCUCUAUGGGAAUGGGGAAACGUUUCUGAGUUACACGUCUCUCACCUACACUAAUCUCGGGAAGCUCCUGGGUCCUCUACCCAUGUACCCUGCUGCAGAAGAUAAUUACGGAUACGACGCCUGCGCCGUGCUCUGUCUGCCCUGCGUGCCCAACAUCCUGGUGAUCGCAACUGAAGCAGGAAUCCUCUAUCACUGCGUCGUGUUGGAGGCGGAGGGGGAAGAAGACGGUGGAGCUGUAGAGAGGUGGUCGCGAGGUUCCGAGACGGUGCCAUCGCUCUACGUAUUUGAGUGCAUAGAGCUGGAGCUCACUCUCAAACUGGCCGCCGGGGAAGAAGACGAGCCAGCGGAUUCGGACUUCACCUGCCCGAUCCGAUUACAUGGAGACCCUCUUUGUCAGCACAGGUACCACUGUACACACGAGGCGGGCGUUCACAGUGUAGGACUCACGUGGUUCAACAAACUCCACAAGUUCCUGCAGUCGGAUGAGGAGGAUAAGGACAGCCUGCAGGAGCUGACAGCUGAGCAGCGCUGCAUAGUCGAGCACAUCCUCUGCACCAAACCCCUCGCAAGCAGUUUGCCAGCUCCAGUUCGUGGUUUCUGGAUCGUGUCUGAUCUGUCUCUGGGUGCCACCUUGAUCUGCAUCACCAGCACUUAUGAGUGUCUCCUGCUUCCUUUGCUUAGUUCUAUACGUCCUCCGUCUCCUCCUCUGCUGUGCUCGCGGGUGGGAGCGGAGGACACGUCUGUAAGCUCCCCGCUGCGUGGACUGGCUCACGACUCGUUCGAGCAGCACAUCCGGAACAUACUGGCACGCAGCUCCACCAAUCCGCUCAUGCUCAGGUCCGGGGAUAAGGACUCCUCCCCUCCCACUCCAGAGUGUCUGCAGCUACUGAACAGAGCCACGCAGGUCUUUCGGGAGGAGUACAUCCUCAAGCUGGACCUGGCCCGUGAGGAAAUGCAGAAAAGAGUCAAACUGCUGACCAGCCAGAAGAACAAGCAGCUGGAGGACCUCACAAUGUGCCGGGAGGACAGAAAGAGCCUGAGGGAGGCAGCAGAGCGCCUGGCCGACAAGUACGAGGACGCUAAAUAUCGGCAGGAAGCCAUUAUGAACAGGAUGAAGAAUGUGCUGGGCAGCCUGCGCAGUCAGCUUCCUGUGCUGUCCGACAGCGAGAAGGACAUGAAGAAAGAGCUGCAGACCAUCAACGACCAGCUGCGUCACCUCGACAACAGAAUCACACAGGUGAACAUGAAGAAGGACUACCAGAAGAAGCAGAUGGAUAAAGGCUCGUCUUCGGCCCGAGCCACUAUAACCUUAAACGCCCACCAGAGGAAGUGUGUUCAGGGCGUCUUAAAGGAACAGAGUGAACACAUCGCUGACAUGAUGAAGCAGAUCAAAGACAUCAAGAACCAUUUCAGCUUCUGAAGAGCAGCCCGAGAAGCGAGAGCCGUCCACGUCUCACGCACCACAUUGUUUUCAGCUCACAGUGCUGGGAUUCCUUUGCAGCUUGUCCGAUGACGAUGAGGACGAAAGAUAAGCUGACGCCUUUGUAUACGGUAGCUUUACUAGGUUAUGUCUACAAGUGUAACAAUCCAUUGGUGGAAAUAAAAGGUUUUUGUACAUUUAACAA